UAAACAUAGCUGCUGUUCAGUGCUUCACGUGCACACCAGUCUUUCUGAAAAAUAUAGAGACAGAGCUUGGUCUGUUUGGAAGUGGACAAUGACAUACUAUUUGAGAACCUUUGGGCAGAUUAAUAUGAAAACGGUGGAGUUUCUAAUGGAAAAUGUAUCCAAAAAUGGCGCACUCAGCUUGUACAACAAUACCAUACGUCAAAGGCGGUGUUUCAGUAACAGUUCUUUACAGCUUUAUUUCAACAGGGCAACGUCUGAUCAUACCGGACACCUAUUACCAGAGGGAGGUAAGCCAGGUGAAGUUCUCUUCUCAGGACUGGAGGAUUUGCUGUUCCACACCAUAGCAGAUGGGCAGGACAGGAUCCCAAUCUCUCAUUUCUUCAAUGCGGUUAAAAGCACAGGUCUGCUUACGUCUGACCCCCGUCUGCGGGACUGCAUGGACAAACUGCGGCGAGCCGUGCGCGAAUCUAAUGGUGAUGUCAUGAUGGAUCACAAACUGUUUCGCAGGUGUGUAGCUGGAAACAUCGUUCUGCUCUCCCAAGCUUUCAGGAAGAAAUUUAUAAUUCCAGAGUUUGAGGCAUUUGUUGGAAUCAUAAAUCAGAUUUAUAGCAGAGCUAAACAGCAGCAUGAAGGUCUGGUAGCUGACUACAUUCCACAACUUGCCAAGUUCUGUCCCAAUCUUUGGGGAAUUUCACUGUGCACAGUGGAUGGUCAGAGGCACUCAGUAGGUGACACCAAGGUGCCAUUUUGCCUGCAGUCAUGUGUGAAGCCUUUGGAGUACGCCAUUGCUGUACACGAGCAUGGAACUGAACAUGUGCAUCAUUUUGUAGGGAAAGAGCCCAGUGGACUGAAGUUCAACAUGCUCUCCCUUGAUGACGAUGAUAAACCUCACAAUCCCAUGGUUAAUGCCGGAGCAAUUGUCAUCAGCUCUCUUAUCAAGCCUGGUGCCAACAAAGCAGAGAAAUUUGACUAUGUGAUGGACUUUGUGAAGAAAAUGGCAGGCAAGGAAUAUGUAGGCUUCAGUAAUGCUACGUUUCAAUCAGAAAAGGAGACAGGGGACAGAAACUUUGCAAUAGGCUACUACCUGAAAGAGAAGAAGUGUUUUCCUGCUGGGGCAGAUAUGAUUGAUGCUUUGGACUUUUACUUCCAGCUGUGUUCUAUCGAGGUGACAUGCGAGUCAGGCAGUGUGAUGGCAGCCACGCUCGCCAAUGGAGGAAUCUGCCCCAUCACAGGGGAGAGAGUCCUGAGCUCUGAAGCUGUGAGGAACACACUUAGCCUCAUGCAUUCGUGCGGCAUGUAUGACUACUCGGGCCACUUCGCAUUUCAUGUUGGAUUGCCUGCCAAGUCGGGGGUGUCAGGAGCUGUGCUGUUAGUGGUGCCCAAUGUGAUGGGGGUCAUGUGCUGGUCACCACCAUUGGACAGGCUGGGGAACAGUGUAAGAGGCAUCCGCUUCUGUCAGGAACUGGUGACCCAUUUCAACUUCCAUAAUUACGACAAUCUGAGACACUUUGUUAAGAAACAGGAUCCACGUCGACGGUCUGGUGAUGAAAGGAACAAGUCUGUGGUGAACCUGAUGUUUGCAGCUCACAGUGGAGAUGUUUCAGCCCUCAGGAGGUUUGCACUGUCAAAUGUAGAUUUAGACCAGAAGGACUAUGACCGUCGUACAGCGCUUCAUGUUGCAGCAGCAGAAGGUCAUGUAGAGGUUGUGCAGUUUUUAACACAAACAUGCAAAGUGAACCCCUUCGUGAAGGACAGGUGGGGAAACAUUCCACUGGAUGACGCUCUGCAGUCCGGUCAUGACAGCGUCGUAAAGAUUCUGCAGGAUUACCAGAGGGCCUGUGAGGUUUUCACAGAAAAAGACUCACAAAAACGUGACUCUGCUGCAUGGCAGUGAAUAACGGCUUUGGAUUCUGGUGUUAGAAGCUCUUAUUAUAAUUUAUAUAUGAGACAUUGUACUUUCUAUUAAAUUCU
Clarias gariepinus (North African catfish) is the source of this 1971-nucleotide messenger RNA. It is a transcript of the gene gls2b, whose product is annotated as glutaminase 2b (liver, mitochondrial). Gene Ontology annotation, biological process: L-glutamine catabolic process. Lineage: Eukaryota; Metazoa; Chordata; Actinopteri; Siluriformes; Clariidae. The record is from RefSeq and is a predicted model, not a curated record. The transcript has 18 exons. Bases 89 to 1894 code for a protein of 601 amino acids. Gene Ontology annotation, molecular function: glutaminase activity; protein binding.